AUGACUCAUGCGUUUAAAAACUGUUCAAACCUACUGGGCACCGGAGCCAGUCGAGGCCUCGGGCUGCAGAUAGUUGAGAGUCUGGUAACGGGAGGCUUCUCUCCCGGGAAGAUUAUCGCUACUGCUCGCAAUCCAGAUGGAGCCACGGUAAUGCUGAAUUGCAAAUGUUGGCAGAAGAACAUCAAAACACACAUUAUUAAACUGGGUGUUACAUGUCAGCAGAGUAUAGAGAGAGCUGCAUCUGAGGUGGAACAGCUUGUUCAAGAGGAAGGACUGAACUGUCUCAUCAACAAUGCUGGAAUUAAUGUAGUUACCAACCUUGAGACAGUCACCGCAGACAAGAUGUUGGAAAACGUCCAUACCAACUCUGUUGCCCCGUUGAUGAUCACCAAGGCCAUGCUCCCACUGCUGAAGCGAGCAGCUGCAAAGGGCACAGGGAAGGGGAUGGGCAUUCACAGAGCAGCAGUCAUUAAUAUGACGUCUCUACUGGGUUCAAUUGAGCUGUACUGAAGUGAUCGUGCCAACACCUUCAA
Molecule: messenger RNA, 533 nt
Organism: Sinocyclocheilus rhinocerous
Lineage: Eukaryota; Metazoa; Chordata; Actinopteri; Cypriniformes; Cyprinidae
Product: D-beta-hydroxybutyrate dehydrogenase, mitochondrial-like
Exons: 4
Coding region: 1-510 (169 amino acids)
Cellular component (GO): cytoplasm
Molecular function (GO): oxidoreductase activity
Source: RefSeq, a predicted model, not a curated record